AUGGCUUCGCGCUCAACACUCACAUACUCAGAGCGAGCGGCUCGUCACUCGCACCCCGUAGCCAAAUUGUUUCUGGAAACAGCUGAGAGAAAGCAAUCUAAUGUGAUCGUCUCUGCAGACCUUACUACAUCAGCUGAGCUUCUGAAGUGCGCCAACGAUCUCGGCCCAUACAUUGCAGUCUUCAAAACGCAUGUGGACGUAGUUGCAGACUUCAAUGAGGACACCGUGAAAGGAUUGAAUGAACUAGCGAAGAAGCACGACUUCCUUAUCUUUGAGGAUCGCAAGUUCAUCGACAUUGGUACCACAGUUCAGAAACAGUACCAUGGUGGAGCGCUUCGGAUCUCUGAGUUCGCCCACAUUGUCAACGCGAGUAUCUUGAGCGGUGACGGCAUCGUUGAGGCGCUCUCUCAAGUUAUGAACGCGCAAAGCUUUCCUUACAAAGACGCGCGCGCUCUGAUCCUACUCGCGGAGAUGACUUCAAAGGGUAGCUUGGCCACUGAUGACUACACGGUCCAGUGCGUUGAGUUGGCGAGGAAGCAGACUGGGACUGUCAUUGGUUGGAUAGCCAAUCGAUCGUUGGAGACGAUCCCGACCCAGUCAACGCCAUCAGACACCGAAGACUUCCUGGUCUUUACGACCGGCGUCAACCAGAGCACAAAGGGUGAUAAGCUUGGCCAGCAAUACCAAACGCCAACGAUGGCUAUCGAGCGCGGAGCAGAUUUCAUUAUAUCUGGAAGGGGCAUCUACGCCGCUGAGAAUCCUAUCGAGUCUGUUCAGUCGUAUCAGAAAGAAGGCUGGGAGGCUUACCUAAAGAGGGUAAAGAAAGAGUGA
Molecule: messenger RNA, 831 nt
Organism: Alternaria metachromatica
Lineage: Eukaryota; Fungi; Ascomycota; Dothideomycetes; Pleosporales; Pleosporaceae
Exons: 2
Coding region: 1-831 (276 amino acids)
Biological process (GO): 'de novo' UMP biosynthetic process; 'de novo' pyrimidine nucleobase biosynthetic process
Cellular component (GO): cytosol
Molecular function (GO): orotidine-5'-phosphate decarboxylase activity
Source: RefSeq, a predicted model, not a curated record